Molecule: messenger RNA, 807 nt
Organism: Mycosarcoma maydis (corn smut)
Lineage: Eukaryota; Fungi; Basidiomycota; Ustilaginomycetes; Ustilaginales
Product: putative prohibitin subunit PHB1
Exons: 1
Coding region: 1-807 (268 amino acids)
Biological process (GO): mitochondrion organization
Cellular component (GO): mitochondrion; membrane
Source: RefSeq, a predicted model, not a curated record
AUGUCGAACUUGGCGGCUCGAUUCGCCGUCCCACUGGGUCUUGGCGUCAUGGCACUUCAAUCUUCCCUCUACGACGUUCCCGGUGGCUAUCGUGCCGUCAUGUUUGACCGAUUCCAGGGUGUCAAGGACCUCGCUACCGGCGAAGGCACGCACUUCCUCGUGCCUUGGCUACAAAAAGCCAUCCUUUACGAUGUUCGAAUCAAACCACGCAACAUUUCGACUACCACCGGUUCCAAGGAUCUUCAGAUGGUCUCGUUGACAUUGCGAGUGCUGAGCCGACCCGACAUCCAACACCUUCCCAAGAUCUACCAGUCUCUCGGCAUCGACUACGACGAGCGAGUGCUCCCUUCCAUUGGUAACGAAGUGCUCAAGGCCACUGUAGCUCAAUUUGAUGCUGCUGAGCUCAUCACACAGCGGGAGGUGGUCUCGGCACGCAUCCGUGAGGACCUGCUGAAACGUGCCAAGGAAUUCAACAUUGUGCUUGAGGAUGUCUCGAUCACCCACAUGACCUUUGGUCAGGAUUUCACAAAGGCCGUCGAGCAGAAGCAGAUAGCACAGCAGGAUGCAGAGCGUGCCAAGUUCAUCGUCGAAAAGGCCGAGCAGGAACGUCAGGCUUCAGUCAUCCGCGCAGAGGGUGAGGCCGAGGCGGCACAGACCAUCUCGAGGGCGUUGGAAAAGGCCGGCGACGGUCUGUUGACAAUCCGAAGAAUCGAGGCGUCCAAGGACAUUGCUUCGACGCUGAGCAACGCCAAGAACGUCACUUAUCUCCCACGCGGCCAGGGCAUGCUGCUCAACAUGCAGACCUAG